This is a messenger RNA of Xenopus tropicalis (tropical clawed frog), 1387 nucleotides long. Its product is annotated as MGC108450 protein. Gene Ontology annotation, cellular component: mitochondrial membrane; membrane. Bases 54 to 959 code for a protein of 301 amino acids. Lineage: Eukaryota; Metazoa; Chordata; Amphibia; Anura; Pipidae. The transcript is spliced from 7 exons. The record is from RefSeq and is marked predicted.
CAAGAAAGCUGCCCCUACAAGUAAAAUUAAAAAGACCAACUUGGCAGAAGACCAUGAGAUCAAAUAAUAGCAUCCAAGCAGCCAUUGACCUUACAGCAGGAGCCGCAGGUGGGACGGCAUGCGUGCUAACAGGUCAGCCAUUUGACACAGCCAAGGUGAAAAUGCAGACAUUCCCCAGCCUAUACAGGGGACUCAUGGACUGUGCUGUGAAGACUUACAAACAAAUGGGACUCACGGGUUUCUACAAGGGCACCAGCCCGGCUCUUCUGGCAAAUAUAUCUGAGAAUUCAGUGCUUUUCAUGAGCUACGGGUUUUGCCAAAAAGCUGUGAGGAGGAUUGUUGGCUUGGACAAGAACGCGGAACUGAAUGACUUGCACAAUGCCACCGCGGGUUCAUUUGCAGCUGCAUUCGCUGCUCUGGCUCUUUGUCCUACAGAGCUGGUGAAAUGUCGCCUACAGGCCAUGCAUGAAAUGACGUUGUCAGGCAAGGUGACAGUGGGACAGAACACAGUGUGGUCAGUAGUGAAAAGCAUCCUUCGCACUGAUGGUCCAAUGGGAUUCUACCAUGGCCUGUCCAGCACAAUGCUUCGAGAGGUCCCUGGCUACUUCUUUUUCUUUGGUGGCUAUGAACUGAGUCGCUCCUGUUUUGUGACUACAGGAAAAACAAAAGAUGACCUAGGCAUUGUCCCUCUCAUUAUUAGUGGGGGGGUUGGAGGAAUCUCUCUCUGGCUGGUCGUAUUUCCAGUUGACUGUGUUAAAUCCAGAAUCCAAGUUCUUUCCAUGACAGGAAAGCAGGCAGGCUUCCUCAGUACCUUUGGAAGGAUUUUGCGGAAUGAAGGCGUAAUGGCUCUGUACUCUGGACUGAAACCCACCCUAAUCCGAGCUUUCCCUGCCAAUGGAGCACUGUUUGUAGCCUACGAAUACAGCCGGAAAGUGAUGAUGAAACAGUUUGAUGCGUAAUCAUGGUCAAGUGACCCGCAUUGAGAAAGCUGCAUGUGAUCCAUGAUCAAACAAACUGGGAGAAAUUAUCAUCAGGAACAGGACAAAGGUCUCUUCAUGCCCUAUGUCUGCGCUCCAGUGACAGGCUGGAUUACGUAGCUUGGGACUGAAUAUAAAACACAUUGACACUAUUAAUAAGCCACAAGUAUUUCAUUGUAUGAAAGAGCAUGCAGUAGUAAUGUUGUGUAUAUGGCAACGCACAGGGCAAAACUCUACCUGCACUGUUCCUUUGCAUCUGCUCAUGAGUCUAGAACAGUGUGUAAGUGGGGCAGCUGUGGGGCCAACGUUAUGGGAACCACCCCCGCGACUUUUUAUGUUACACUUUCAUAAGAAACAACUAAUAUAUUUUUAAUUUACUCUUUAAUAUAAAUAUAAUUUCUCAAAAAAAA